AAGGUUAUUAGUUUGCACAUUCUCGUGGACAAAAACUACUUUUGACAUCACAAUUUUAUUGUGAUGCAUACUGUGAUAUGAUAUGAAAAAACAACAUUGUUGCUUGGGUAAUUGUAAGCUAGCAUUCAAUGAUUCACAGUUUGAUCCAAACAGAACUGCUUGACUUGCAACAUUUCAUUUCAUUUCAUAAACUGGACAAGUUUAUGAGGACUUUUGAUGCUUGUUUGUUUCAAUUGUUGCAUGAGAUUUUGUUCCUCGGCAAGUUCUUAUUGUUUAAAAAGCUUGAUUGUAGUUUAAUGCUUGCUGUUAUUUCAGAUUUACUUGUUUUUUUUGUCUUCCUUUUUUAAUUUUUUUUUAUUAAUUUUUUUUUUUAACUUUAAAAGCCUCAAAUAAUGUUCUCUGCUAUUAAUUUGCAAUUGAUUUAAACUUUCAGGUACCUCCUUACCAUUUUAGCAAGAAGUCUCUCUUUCUGUUCUGUUUGUGCUUCAUCUGGUGUGGAGUAACUUCUGGAUAGCUUUUUAUGCUAAGCUAGUUUUUCCUGAAAUUCUUAAGAUGGAAAACAAUAGCUAUUCCAACUUUUUUUUUCAUGCAUUUUCUACUGGUGUUUAGGUUAUUGUGCAUUAGACUUUCUGUGUUCUAUAGUUUCUUGUCCAUGAAGUUCUUCAUAAGCCCCAAAGCCACACCGAUUCUUUAGAUUUAUCAAGGUGUGAGUUUUUCUGAUUUCAGUCAAUUGGGUAUGUUCUUUUCCUCAACCAUGAUAUAUAUAUUUUUGAUAUAUAAACAAAUUUUAUUGACAUCCCGAAAGGCACAGCCUGAAUUACAACUCUGAUGCCCCACCUAAGUAGGUGCAUUAGAGGCAAGAAAGCCUCCUACGGCCAAAUUCUUUAAAUAUUUUUCCUCAACCAUUAGAUAUUGAAUGCAUAUUUUGUCAUGCUUCCACUGCAAAUGAGUGCGCCUCUGGCUCUAUCAGACCUUUAGGUGUCUUAGACGAAGUUCACAAAAAUUUCUUUUGAACUCUACAAAGGAGCUGAAAGUUUUAUGCCAUUUUCUCCAGAUCUUAUAUACUUUAUUUGGAUUAACCGUCACUAUAGCUGGAAAGGAAUUCUGGAAUUUGUAAUUGUUAUCCUUUUAUUCAAUUGGCUCGAGUUUUAAACCAUGCUGCAGGUCCCCCCGCGCUAACGUAAUGAUGUCUUGAUGAUUUAAAACACGUGAAUGUAAGUUCUCAGUGGCUGCACAUUCAUUGGUCUGAAAACCAUCAUUCUGACCAGUACACUUUAUUGGUAACAUGGAAUCAGCCAUGUCAGCAUCUCAAUCAUCAUCUGUUGUUAAUGAUUUUCGCAUGGAAUCUCCAACUUGUUGGUGUGGUUUGAAAACACAACUAAAGACAUCUCACACGUCAAAAAAUCCCGGAAGGAGAUUUUUCGCUUGCCCAAACUAUAAAACGGGAGAUGCAAGGUGUGAAUUUUUUGUAUGGGCCGAUAUACUUCAUUUGCUAGAUGAAAAUUUUCGUGCCCGUGAGAAUAAGGCGACAAGUUUUUUGUUGAAUGAUGUAUUGCAGCGCGAGUAUGCUGUUCGGAAACGGGAAGAUAAAGUGAGAGAGAUGGCAAAGAAUCUGAAAAAGCAAAAGCGAAAACUUCUGAUUUUGUACUGGAUUCUGACAUUUGUAAUAGUGUUUAUUUGGUUUGCAUAAAUUAUAUGUAAAGUACUGUGUAUGAUAGAAUGUGUGUUUUGCAUGCUCCUUUUGAAGUGCACAUGGUUGGUGGACCAAGACCAUGUAUUUAAAUUGUAUGGUGUUAAGACAUUAACUGUGUAAAGAACUUUAGUGCAAUUAUCUUGUCCUUGUAGACUC
This is a messenger RNA of Carya illinoinensis, 1849 nucleotides long. RefSeq lists its product as uncharacterized. The coding region runs from base 1286 to 1690 and encodes 134 amino acids. The record is from RefSeq and is a predicted model, not a curated record. Gene Ontology annotation, molecular function: zinc ion binding. The transcript has 3 exons. Lineage: Eukaryota; Viridiplantae; Streptophyta; Magnoliopsida; Fagales; Juglandaceae.